Messenger RNA from Tetranychus urticae (two-spotted spider mite), 2108 nucleotides. RefSeq lists its product as uncharacterized. Lineage: Eukaryota; Metazoa; Arthropoda; Arachnida; Trombidiformes; Tetranychidae. The record is from RefSeq and is a predicted model, not a curated record.
AUGCAUUUGUUACCUGAAUAGGUUCAGUAAAGUCUUAUUACACAUCAAACACAUUUAAGUUUCAAUUUCGCAUCUGAGUAAAUCUCAAUCCUGAAACUUUCUAAGUGCUUCUCUUUUAACCCGUGAUUAAAAAUGCUGACAAUGUUUAAAUUACUUCCGUCUCAGCUUUCGACUUAACUCGAAAAGGCCUUAAUUUGCCUUUAAACCCAUCGCAAGGAAUAAAAAAGUAUUGUGAUUACAAUCACCAGAAUCAUCAUAAGCCUCGUUGUUCAUCACAAUUUGUGUUUACUUUUUGUUUCAAGUUGGACUAUUUUGUUUCCAUCUUUGAUCAAUUGAACUUUAUCUCGUAUCCAUCCAGAAAGCAGCUCGUCUCAAGUCUUUAUUAUCAACUUUUUUGUCAACCAUUUUUAUCUCGAUUGCCUUUCUUUGUCCACUUUUUUACAGUGUAAUUUAUUGAUUUUGUUUGCAAACAUCAAACAGAAACAAUCACGCAUCAACAUCAAUUGCUGACCCAUUCAUAUUCAUAUCUUGUGCCCUUCAUCAUCUUUUCAACUUACCUUUUUUUACUCAUUUUUGAUAACAUUAAGUGUAUUUUUUCCUCUUCUUCAUUUUUUAUCUUCCAUUGAAACUCAGACUUUAAUAGAUACUUUGUAUAAUGGAUUUUGUGGGCGUUCAAGUCAUUGGUAAUUCAAGCUGAAAUACAAACUGUUGGUCGAAGUUUCAUCAAUUCACUUAAAUCAAAUGCCAGUAAAAUUAAUAAAUCGCUGUUAACAGCGGAAGAAACCCGAUGGCAUAAUCUAUGGCUUAAAUCGUUUGAAUGUCUCAUGAUUGUUGAGGAACAUCACACCUGUCCUAACCAUACAACUUGGAAUCGUGAAAGGUCUAGUACUCCAUACAGUAAUUCAAAAAGAUUCAAAUUAGGACCAUUUUCAGAAGGUAAAGAAAACAUAAGAGGAAUGAUGAGAAACCGACGAAUUCAAACCAACAUGAUUGGUAUUGGUGGAGGUCCGGGGCUCAAUGAAACUUUCAAUGUUCCCAAUGGUAAAUAUGAGAUUAUCCAUAAAGAUAUUGGUUAUUCCAGUGAUGCUGAUAUGAGCGAUGCUUGCGAGCCUUCCUCAUGCCCUAAUUACAUUAGUUCAACGGCUAAAAGCCCUCGUAAACGACAUCGUCGUCGUCGACCUCGAAUAGGUGAACGUCCAUGGAGCUUUCACUCAGAAUGGACUCAAUGGGAUUAUUAUCAACCUCCUUUCAGUGGACUUAGCGGAGAGUUUCGAAGCUCCGAAGAUUUAAAUUCAUUUGAAGAUGAAAAUUUGGUUCGCAGUUUAACUGAAUUUGGAGAAAACUAUGAAAAAUGGUUCAAAACUGAUGACGGCUUAUUAAAAGGUGCCGAAGAUUUAAACUCCCAUGAAGAGGAAAGCUCAAUUCGUAGCACAACCGAGUCAAAUGAAAACUCUGAAAGAUGGUUACAACCUGAUGAGGAUAAUUUAUCAUCAAUAGGUAAACCCAGUCAAUUUUUAACCUCAUCACCUAACGUUACAUUAUCAUCAAAUGCUGACUCAGCUGAUACUCUUGAUAUGACUGAUAUUUUGCCAACUGGUUUACCAGCAAAAGCAGCAGCAGCAACCUUUAUCGUUAAAGAAGCUGCAUCAACUUUAAACACAACUUCAAGUGCUGCCAUCGAUGCGGCCACCUUUAACCUAUCACCAGGAAAAACUUUACCUGAUAGUGAUUCUUAUGCCAUGAAAACUGCCCCCAAGAACCUUUCAACUCUUUCCUCGUCCACACAAACCUCAUUCCCGUCAACUAAACAACAACCCACAACAAGAACCACAAAUAUUUUUUCAUCUAUUUAACGAUAACAAUUUUAUUUGCAUUCAUUUAUCUAUUCUGGUGGCUCAAUUGUCACCCAUAACACCGCAUGUCCAGAAAUCAUAUCCCAACAGAUCACCUCCCAAUUGAGAACUGAAACAAUCAGAUAAACAUGGGAAAUCUUAGAUUCGGUGUUGUUUCAAGCAAAAAACGUAUAACUUUUUCAACAAGCAAACCACAAAAGCAUAACUUUUUUUAUACCCAACUAUAUAUUCAAUUGAACCAACUAUACAAAAAAA